This is a messenger RNA of Phascolarctos cinereus (koala), 4665 nucleotides long. It is a transcript of the gene CPM, whose product is annotated as carboxypeptidase M. The record is from RefSeq and is a predicted model, not a curated record. Gene Ontology annotation, biological process: peptide metabolic process; protein processing. NCBI's taxonomy places the organism in Eukaryota, Metazoa, Chordata, Mammalia, Diprotodontia, Phascolarctidae. Gene Ontology annotation, molecular function: zinc ion binding; metallocarboxypeptidase activity.
GCGCAGCUGCUGCAGCUGUUGGGAGCACUGCGGGGGACUGCGGGGGGCUGCGGGGUCCGGGAGGCCAAGACUGCUGGGGCAGUGCCAGCUAGCUCCCCACGCUCACUCGUGAAGUGAAGCGGGUGGAGGAUAUUCUUGAACCCAACUUGUAAGGUCGCGGAGAAUGGAGCAGGGAAAAAAGUUCAUUGAACUGAAUUGAAUUUGGAUUGAUGGGAUUGCACUGACCUGAACUGAACUGAACUGAAUGGAGCAGAAUUGAAUUGAAUUGAACGGAACUGAAGUGAAUUGUUGAAUGAUGCUCUUAGCGUGACCCGCGAUCUUUGCAAAGGGCUGGUAACUUUUACCCUCUUCCCCAGUCCCUUCUAGACUGACUUUUUUUUUUUAAUUCAUUGUAGCAAUUUCAUCCUAGAACAUGGACCUUCCUUUGUACCUGUGUGUGGGAUUCUUGGUGCCUUUGGUGGCGGCGCUGGACUUCAAAUAUCACCACCAGGAAGAGAUGGAAGCUUUUUAAAAUGUUGCCCAAACCCACGAUUCCAUAACUCACUUACACAGUAUUGGGAAAUCAGUGGCAGGUAGAAACAUGUGGGUUCUUGUUGUGGGAAGGUUUCCAAGGGAACACAGAAUUGGGAUUCCAGAGUUCAAGUACAUCGCUAACAUGCAUGGAGACGAGUCUGUAGGACGGGAGUUACUCCUCCAUCUGAUAGACCACUUGGUUAAGAAUGAUGGAAAGGACCCUGAAAUCACCCGCCUGAUUAAUAACACUCGGAUACACAUCAUGCCUACUAUGAAUCCAGAUGGAUUUGAAUCUGUCGAAAUACCCGACUGUUAUUUCUCAAAUGGCAGGUUCAACAAAAAUGAAUACGAUCUGAACAGGAAUUUCCCUGAUGGUUUUGAAAAUAAUUCUGAGGCAAUACAGCCUGAAACUCAAGCAGUAAAGAAUUGGCUGAAAUCUGAGACAUUCAUCCUCUCUGCUAACUUACAUGGCGGAGCCCUGGUGGCCAGUUACCCAUUUGAUAAUGGUGUCCCAGAGACUGGAACAAAACGGGGCCAUAGCAUAACCCCAGACAAUGACGUGUUCGAGUAUCUUGCAUAUACCUACUCUUCAAGGAAUCCUGAAAUGAGAGUAGGAAACUUUUGUAAAAAUAGUGUGAAUUUCCGCAAUGGUAUAACAAAUGGGUACACAUGGUACCCACUCAAAGGUGGGAUGCAAGAUUACAACUACAUCUGGGCACAGUGUUUUGAAAUUACGUUGGAGGUGUCAUGCUGUAAAUAUCCACCAGCAGAAAAUCUCCCAAACUUCUGGAAUAAUAACCGAGACUCACUUAUCAGCUACAUGAAACAGGUUCAUCUAGGUAUUAAAGGUCAAGUUUUUGAUGUGAACAAAAAUCCAAUACCAAAUGCAAUAGUGGAGUCUAAUGACAGGAAACACAUAUGCCCCUACCGAACCAACAGAUUUGGAGAAUAUUAUCUUCUUCUUCUGCCUGGAUCCUAUACAAUAAAUGCUACUGUCCCUGGACAGGAAACAAUCCUAAAGCAAGUGACCAUACCAGAGAACAUGCAGAACUCCACCGCGCUUAGGAUGGACUUUCAUUUCCCAUUCCAAGUGAAAUCAAAUUAUAAUGUGACCACCCAGGUUUCAUGUUCUGAGGUUCCUCUUUACAUGUAUUUUAGGAGCCAUUCUGAUAGACUGAAGUCACGUUUUAUCGUCUUAUUUUUAUUGACUUUUGUGUCUAUCUUUCACAUAAAGUAAACCAUGAGAACUGUACCUCCCCCUACCCCAAUUCCAGGAUGUGUAACGAACUACCAUCCCUUCAAGCCAGGCCACCUCAACCUUGCCCACUCUGUCUUUUCAGCUGCCUGGUCUCCAUGGACUUUUCCCUAAGAUGGGGGGGCAUUCAUUUCCCACAGAGCUGGAUAUUCCUGAAUCAUUCAAACUAGGUGGAAUAACCUCCGUAAUAAUUGUAAGAUGCUCAUAAAAUCAUGCCAGAAUCAUGCCCAUAAUGAUGCUGCUCAGAAAUUCCAAAAUGGAAUGUCAGGUACUUGUUAAGGUGGGUAAGGUGGUCUUCCCUCAACUUCCACAGUAGAACCUGCUGGCUCCAUCACAGCUAGGCAGGGUUUGAGGGAGACCAGAAUCAUCCCCUGGUCUAUCAAACCUGCCUUAGGUCUUGACCAUCUGUCAUCUGAUUCAUCAAAGUGUAUGUAUUUUCACCUUGUCACUUGGAAGCUCUGAUCUCUGAAUGACCUCUCAUUCUUCAGCUUUUAAAACAGGACUUUUUACCUAUUUACCAAGAAAUGCAUGGAUAGAUUUCAGGUGGCCAUAAACUUGAGAUGGGGGGUGGGGAGAGGGAUUAAAUAUUUUCACUGAAAUUUAGCAUUUACUUCAAUUACUAUUUUUUAAAAAUAUAUUAUUCUGAGAUGGGGUCUAUAUGUUUCAUCUGACUGCAAAAAUGGUCAAAAACACACACAAAAAAGAAUUUAAAACCCUUUCUUUAAAACAAUCAGCCUUAACAGCCCAAUCCAUUAAGAGCUUAAUUCAGCCCUCUUUCACCUCCAUUAGCAUGGGAAUUCUUUGAGUAGGAUACUUGGGAAGGAAAACCUUUAACUUGGGAAGGCUAUGGAGGGAGGGUAAAUGGGUGACUCAUAGAAGUUCCGAGAUUAUUAGUGGAGCUGAAUUAGGCCCAAAGGCUACCUUGGAGAAAGUAUACCUGUAUAUCACAAAGAAAGGAAGAUAUGAAGAGGAAGGCACAUAAUGCUAGCUGCUUCCACUACUUUCUCAAUUAGUACUGUGGCUAGGCUUGAAGUCAUUUUGGGAAACAUAAAAAUUAAUGCAUAUAAAGUAGUUCCUACAAGAAGAAAAAUGGAACUAACCCACUUUGCACAAUAAAUGAAUUCAUAAGAGUGAGAUCAAAAUCAAUCAAUUAACACAAGACCUUUGUCAAGUGGUGGAGGCUGGUGGUGCAGGGAUACAAAGAUUUUUUGUAGGGUUUAGAGAAAAUGAAUGCUAGAAUUAUUGGUCAAUAUUUAAAGUUACAUUAGCUGGCUGGACCGGAGUAAAAUGUGGAAACCUGCUUUGCCAAGAUGACUGGUCACUACAUCAGGACAAGGCUAGACAUUGUCUCAUUGAGGUCAGAGAUCAGUUUUUUGGUUUGUUUGGUUUUUUUUUUUAACGACUAGCCAGUCUUUUCUCCCUUCUCCUUAACGCUUCCAGCACAUUCUUCAUCUGUCCUCCUAGUUUGGACUUGCUUCUACUGUUUGGCAUAUUAAAAUCAUAGAGGUCAGGAAUUCUGGCAGAAGAUGGAGAGGUCAUAUGGAGGGUAUAGAUUGUAGAACGAUACCAAGUGCAAACUGUCUAGGUAUGAAUGCCAUUACUGGUGCUAUGAGGAAUGUGGUGUAUUCACCAAUGAAUUGACAAAGGGCCUGCAGGACCAAAUGGAGCCAUAGGAGCAGGAUUCCAGGAGUAUAGUCCUACUACAGGCCCCUACUCAGAAGCUGUGUAGGAUCCUGGAUCCCCUGACGGAAACAUGUCCUGAAGCAAUGCCAUCUCCACGCACUAGCAACCCACAUAGAGUGUUCAUAUUUAAGUCAGUAAAUAAAUCUAGAAACAAUGGCUUUACUGAGCCAAACAUUAUUAUUGCUGUUACUGCUACUGUUGUUGUUAUUAUUAUUGGUGCUCUUAAAACAGUAUGUUACCAUAAGUACCAUUACAAUUAAUUUGAUUGUAACGGAUAGCUAUAUAAGUGAAAUCUCUGUUCUAACACUUCAAGCAAUACUCAAAAUACAACAAAAUAGAAGUACCAAAAACGUACUCUUCUGAAUAUAGGAUUGUUUGGGUGUGUCCCACAAUUGGUGUAUUUUCAAAGAAAUCUCAUUUCAGAGGUGUGGCCCGUAUGUUUAGACCAGCUGGUCAUUUUCCUUAGGGUUAACACCAUAAUGGAAUUUGACCUACACAACAAAUGAGAAAAAUACCAUCUACUUCUGGUGAGCCAAACAGCCUCUGAGAAACUCAACACAGGAAGCGAAUUAAUUUCUUUAAUUGUUCUUAUCAUAUUGAAAAAUGCUCAUAAGGCACAGAGACCAUGUUGAAUCUGUUCAAUUGUGCCUUGAAACUGGAGGGUGCUUAAAAUAUAGAAAAACAAAAAGGGGACCAUGUAGAAAGGAACCAAAUGAUCCAAUCUCCUAAGAGAAGGAAUUUGCUUUCUCUAUAUAAUUGUACCCUACAUCACGAUACUCUUAAUACAAAUUAGUCAUGAUGGUUCACUAGGAGAUGAGCGAUAAAGAUUCAAGUUUGGUCCACCACGGCUGAUUCCCCCCAGCUUUUCCUACUGCUGUUAGCACUUUACUUAAAGGUACUGUAUGGUAAUCAAUCAGCAUGGAGGAGCACCUGUUAAUGUCUCCAUUUUCCUCCCUUUUAUUUAAACCAUUAGGACAGAAAUACAUAACGCAAAAAUUCUUAAAGCUUUGUAUCUGUAUUUACAAUAUGUUGUGUCAGUGUGCACAGUUUAUAAAAGUAUUCUUAUAUGCUCUGGUUGAAUUAACCAAAUGUUUUGAUAUUUUAUGUUUUUACAUGUAUCUUGAAAGCACAUUGCAGAAGAAAGUCUUCAUGGUGAUUAAAUUGGUCUUGUAAUUAUAUAAAAUCUGUAUUACUAAAUUUUCAUUUGAAUAUUU